Molecule: messenger RNA, 698 nt
Organism: Pteronotus mesoamericanus
Lineage: Eukaryota; Metazoa; Chordata; Mammalia; Chiroptera; Mormoopidae
Gene: PPBP
Product: pro-platelet basic protein
Exons: 3
Coding region: 73-444 (123 amino acids)
Biological process (GO): chemotaxis; immune response; defense response
Cellular component (GO): extracellular region
Molecular function (GO): chemokine activity
Source: RefSeq, a predicted model, not a curated record
UUGGCAGCCGUCCGCCCUCACGCUGACGUGUCUCCGGGCUCUGGGAGCGACUCCAGCUCAGUCCUCUCCACCAUGAGCUCCAGACCCGGCACCACCUCCUCCUAUGCCCGUGCCAGCCCACUUUGCAGCUUCCAGGUGUUGCUGCCACUGACACUGCUCCUGGUUGCGCUGGUUCCCUCCACCACUGGAAAAAUUUCUAUCCCAACUAAGGGUGUGGGUGAGAGGAUGCACCUUGAACUUCGCUGCAUGUGUGUAAAGAACUCCUCUGGCAUUCAUCCUAGUAACAUCCAAUAUGUGAAGGUGAUCAAGGCAGGACCCCAUUGCUCCAAAGUCGAAGUGAUAGCCAAGUUAAAGAAUGGGAAGGAAAUCUGCCUGGAUCCAGAAGCUCCCAGAGUCAGGAAAAUAGUCCAGAAAAUGUUGAAAGGUGAUAGGUCAGCUGCUUAAUCUAUUCAUUUUCUGUCAACCCUUUUUAUCUUUCAGAAAGAAUAGGGGUUUGAAGCACUGACUUUCUAGAGUUUUUGUUUAUCCAGGACUCUUAUUCAUACUGUAUAAAACUUUGGAUAUGUUUUCCAUUCUCAAAAAUCACAUUUUAUUCUGAGAAAGCUGGUUAAUAGAUGACAGAGAGAAGAUGGAAGUAAGCAAGGCUGAUUUCAAAAUAAAAUAUAUGGUUUACUCCCUAACUCUUGGUUAAAUGUGGU